AUUCUUGUUAAUUUUGCUUCUUGAAAGCUUGGAUUUUAUUACUUCUGAAACAUUAAGUAUGGAGAGAAGUCCUACUCUUUUUCAAGUUGGUGCAGAAGCAGCAAAACGUAUAUCAACAUGGAGCGACCCAAAGCAUGUGAUCAUAAGUCAUAUUCCGACUUACCUUCAAGCUAUGCAUGAUGCCUUACUUGGUUUACUUGAAGAUGAUUCUUUAUCUUGCACUGAUGAAAUUUUUUGGGAGUUCCAUCAUGUUUUGUAUUUAUAUCAUGCUUGUCAUCAUGUUUGCAAAGCAGCCUUCAAAUCUGUUGAUUUUCAACUAAUGCUUUUUGCAAUACAUUUUCAUAAAUUAAUGAAAUGGACCAUCCGCCUGUUUGAGGAUCAAGCCAGCAUGCCUUCUCUUCUUAAAAACUGCUGCGAUGCACUUGAGAGUUGUUUGGGUAAUACUCCACAGCGGAGAUUUCGCUCAAAAUUUGUCAAACGGUUUGGCCACCCUCCUGGAUUCUUUAGUGACUCUGCUGCUCAGUUAUAUUGUAAUGUUGAAGAGACAUUCCUGUUGUUAAAUAUGACAUCUCGCUUAAAUUCUCCUAAAACAAGAAUUGAACAUUUGCACAUCAUUGAAGCUAAUAAACAUUCUUGGAUGGAAAUACUAACUAAAGCAGCUUUAAGCAGCAUGUAUGAUGUACAUUUAGACAAGAGUGCUUUUUCUCAGGAUUUAUCCAAUGUAAAAGACAUUAAAUUACAAAUUUGUGAUGCUGAAUUGGUUGAUAUAGAAGAAGAUGAUGACAUCAUGGAAUUAUGUAAAACACCUGCAAAACGAUCUAAUAUUUCAGAUGCUGAGUUAAUAUCCAAAAUUCAGAUUCUACCAUUAUGGGAUUAUAUAUUUUUGCUAUAUGAAAGUGAAAUGCUUCGUCAAGCAGGUAAAGAGAUUGAAAAACAUCUGACUAAUAGUAAUUUAACUGUGAAGACUGGUGUUUCUGAAGAUGUUCUUUAUAAAAUUGGUUCUGAUAUUCUGGGCUUAAAUCCAUUCCAUUUAACUCACUUAAUAGGCCUUCAAAAGUAUGAAUCUAAGCGCACAUAUCCAUUUUGUGUAAUAAAUUUCCUCCGUCAUGCUCGAGAUGGCUUUGCAUCUAGUGGUCUUAAAGCCCUUAAUUUCCAAGUUCCUCAAAAUAAAACAGAAUUAACAAAAUGGGGUAUGAAUUAUACAUCAGCUAAGCAAGCUCCACUGCUGGUCUACAUUUGUUCUUCUGUGCUUGGUAAAGGCAGCAAUUCAUCUUUCAAUUGUCAUGCUUCUCUUGGAAGUUAUACAGACAAAAUCAAGCAACUUAAAAUAACUGAAAAUAUUUUAUGGAAAAAUUUUGAGAAGCUUUCUUCCACAAAAUCAUCAUUUAGACAUUGUACUGCUGCUAUUAUAGUGUCAUGGUUUAACAGUUUAAUAUCUGCUUUGGCUAUUAUGAAAGGUGAACAUCCAUCAGACAGAUUGUUUACCAUAGAAGGAUUCAACGAAUUCUUACAAAGGUCUGACAUUUCUUCAUUAUAUUUUGCUGGUAAAACUAAUGUUCUGCUGCUUGCCUUUGAAAGUAUUUUGGAGUUAAGGGAGAAAGUUUUAAAAAAUGAGCUGCAAUGGCAAAUUAGCAAGUGUUUCGUUCUUGUUGGUUUGCUCACUUACAUGCUUCUCAUACCCAGAGAUGUUAUUGAUCCUGCUAUUAAAAACGAGCAGAAAGUUAUGCAUCUUAGUACAAGACUAAGAGAUCUUCAUAGUGAAAGGGGACUUUUCGCAUUUGUAAGUCAUGUUGCAAAUGGUCAAACAUUAGGAACAGUUCCUACACAUCCAUAUAUAUCAGGAUUACUGAAGACCUGUCGUGAACUUGAAAAUGAAUUAUCAGUAGCAAAGGAAAGAGCUAUAUUUAGAUCUCAUGCAGAUAAGAAUGGUUUUAAAAGCCUUAAAGAAGAGACGGAACAGUAUUUAACAAGUAUUGGAUCACCAGAAACCAUUAUACAAUUGUUUGUACAUUUAGAACAAGACUAUGCCAAUAUUGCUACAGAUUUUACUAUAGGUAUUAAUUCCUUAACUCAGAGUGCUGAAAACUAUGUGAAAAAUCUACAGAAUUUUAGUGAGACUUUUGUUAAAAAAUUCAUCUUGUAUAAAGACAUGACUGUACCUUUUGUGACUGGCAUAGAACAGGUAAUAUUUGGAAUUAGAAUGGCAAUACACUGUAUACAAUGUAGAGAUUUGAGUAUUCAGUUUCCAAUAAAGGAUGUAAGCAUCAGUGAAUUCCUUGUGCAGUUUAUCAGUUUUUCUUCUUCUAAUUCAUCAGAUCCUUUACACGUUGCAUCUCUUCUUCUUGAUCCUAGUAACAUCAAUGCUUUCAAAUAUCUUCUGUCUCUCUCUGAUUCAUCUGUUGUGAAUAGUGGAAGACUUCUGUAUAAACUUUUGAAAUCUGCCAUUCUUGAGGUCAUAAAUGAAGCAAAGCUGCGUUCUGAUCUUAAAAGAAACCAUUUUAAGGAUAGGUUAUUGACAUUACUUUUAACUGGUUUGAACUUCUUGUGGAAUAUGUGGAAGACCCAGGAAGAUAAAGCCAAAAUUAAAAAAAAAGAGGAAGAAGCACUGUAUGUGUAUAAAACUCGUUACCAUGAAAGAGAGUUAACUGAAGAAGAGGUUAUGGAUAAAAAUGUGUUGAAUAUGUUUCCAUCAUAUGAAAAGGAUUUUACAGAAUUUAUCAAACCUGAUCCCAAACGUAAAAAAACACGCAAGCUUGUUUCUGUUGCUGGAAGUGCAGAUCCUUCACUUUUUACACAUGAUGAUAUGUUUGAAGUCUGGAAACUCCAUGCAAUUGCUAUGGGUAGGCUUUUUCCAUCAGAAUAUGAAAAUGCUCAUGAAAAUAUUAAAUUCAUUAUGAAAGAUAAUGAGGACCCUGAUUACAUUACUUCCUACCUUCUAAGACAAGAAGUUGUAAAUAGUAUUGUGACUGCAGUGGGAGACAGACUUGAUUUGUCAGUAGAAACAGAAUCAGUAUCGGGAUUGAUACUCAUGUGCCAUACAUUACAAAAGAUCAAAGAAACUGAUAAAAACCGUUAUUAUGAUAUUUAUCAUGAUCCUAAUCCAUCUAAAGUGAUUAAUUUUCGUUCAGUCCUUGAAAAUUUAUCAGUUAGUGUGGAAAAUUUGUUGAAGAAAUUUCCUGAAAAUCCUGUUUUAGUUCAG
Stegodyphus dumicola is the source of this 3199-nucleotide messenger RNA. RefSeq names its product midasin. The record is from RefSeq and is a predicted model, not a curated record. NCBI's taxonomy places the organism in Eukaryota, Metazoa, Arthropoda, Arachnida, Araneae, Eresidae. Gene Ontology annotation, molecular function: ATP hydrolysis activity; ATP binding. Gene Ontology annotation, biological process: ribosomal large subunit assembly; ribosomal large subunit export from nucleus. Gene Ontology annotation, cellular component: nucleus; preribosome, large subunit precursor.